Messenger RNA from Physella acuta, 1098 nucleotides. Its product is annotated as FMRFamide receptor-like. Gene Ontology annotation, cellular component: membrane. NCBI's taxonomy places the organism in Eukaryota, Metazoa, Mollusca, Gastropoda, Physidae. Gene Ontology annotation, biological process: G protein-coupled receptor signaling pathway. Gene Ontology annotation, molecular function: G protein-coupled peptide receptor activity. The record is from RefSeq and is a predicted model, not a curated record.
AUGGCGAGUCCCGGAACUGAAUAUCAGGUCAACGCGAUGAGCCUGGAAUGGAACCUGAACCACACAACAACAACCGUGAAGAUCUACAACCAAACCAUCAUCCUACCGACUCACGUGUACGUGAAGACCUUUCUAUUUAUAGUCCGGGUCGUGCUGACCCAGGUGGUGUGCGUACUGGGCGUGAUCACCAACCUCCUCAGCAUUGUCACGUUCGUGACACAGGGGCUCCGUGACACCGUGAACAUCUCCCUCCUGGGGCUCGCCGUCUCAGACUUGUUUUCCCUGCUCACUUUACUGUGGCUGAACACGUGCUACGCGCCUUCGUUCCUAUCCAUGCAGCUUCCCUUUCUGCCGCUAGACGUCGCUUACCUAACCGGAGGCUGGCCGCACGUCUUCUUCACCAGAACCACCACCUGGAUCACCGUCUACAUCACCAUUGAGAGAUGCGUCUGUAUCGCCGCGCCGAUGAAGGUUAAAGACAUAUUCACCCCCAAACGAACGCAAGUCUACAUCCUACUCGUAUAUCUCGUCAUGCUGGGCAGUGUGGCGCCUAUCUACUACACGGCGCGCUUUUCAGAAAACUUCAAUCCCGCAAGGAACAUAACUCUGCUGGGUAUUACUUUCAUUCAAGACAGAAACAACAUAGAGACUGUCUCGUUUCACAUAAACAAUAUCCUGCCUUUAACCGCUUUCAUUUUAAUUCUCACCGGAACCGCUAUUUUAGUAACAGAGCUAAAACGAGUUUCAAAAUGGCGGCUGCGUACUUCUGCUAACUUAAAAGCCAACGACUUGGUAGCAAGGGACACAAAAGUGAUGAAAAUGAUCGUGUUUAUUUCAACUAUUUUCAUCUUUUGUUAUUUACCUGGAACUGUCGUGUUCAUAUGGAUGAUGAUUGACUCUGGUCUUAGACUAGACGGGAACAACUCCAGUUCCUUUGAAAUGGCGUUCGCGACAUUGUUUUUUCUGGAAGCAUUGAACUCCUCAGUCAACAUUUGCGUCUACUUAAGUAUGAGCACUAAAUUCAGAGAGACGUUUCUGCGGAUCUUUCGAUGUACACGGAAAUCAAGCAGUACAAAACCAAAGCCAAACAACACAUAA